Drosophila elegans is the source of this 2732-nucleotide messenger RNA. It is a transcript of the gene Ccn, whose product is annotated as basic-leucine zipper transcription factor A. Gene Ontology annotation, molecular function: integrin binding; heparin binding. The transcript has 10 exons. The coding region runs from base 525 to 1982 and encodes 485 amino acids. The record is from RefSeq and is a predicted model, not a curated record. Gene Ontology annotation, cellular component: extracellular matrix. Gene Ontology annotation, biological process: cell adhesion; signal transduction. NCBI's taxonomy places the organism in Eukaryota, Metazoa, Arthropoda, Insecta, Diptera, Drosophilidae.
CGUGCGUGCUAGAUGGGCACACGCGGCGUAUGAGUACUAUCAGUUGGUCUCCCAAGACUGUUUUAUUGAAUUUUGGCGCAAGAAGGCAAAAAAGCCGGCUAAAGUGUCCCUCGUGGGUGUGUGUACGUGUGCUACCGGAAAUACUUUGAGCAAUCGAAAGGCAAAAAAAGAAACCGAAACAAAAGCCUAAGCAAAUUAACUUGGCCCAUUCGUUAUAUUGCGAGUAUUGUUCUAGUGGUUAUUAUGUUUGGUUUUUGCCCAGCCCCCCUGCCAGCGAGAAAGUAGGUUAAUUGACGUGUGUUGUGGGCGUAUAUCUACAGGAAAAAUAAUAAAAAUACACAAGUACAAGAAACAAAUACAAGUGAAGUGGUCAAUUGCCACAGCCAGAGGGCUCUGAACUUUCGAUAAAAUAAAAGUGUGAGAUAAUUUAAGGUCACUCGGGGAGGAGGCAGAUCCUUGGAGCGGGAGGAGCAGCCAAUGCAACCUGCACAGACAUCAUUAGACGUGAAUAGCAACCACACAAAAUGCUGAUACUGCUGCCGCUGCUUGGAAUUUUUGGUAAUGGUCUCGUUGCUGAAGUCGAGGCGAAUCUGAGUCUGGGCUUUAAGGCCAUCAAAUUGCCCAGGCAUCCCAAUCCGGCCAAUUGCAGCGUUGGCAACACAACAUUCGCACAUGGAGUCACAUUUAAAUUGGAUUGUAAAACUCAAUGCGUUUGCGAGAAUGGCCGUCACGCCUGCUCGACGCUGUGCCCCAACGAACAGCUCCCGGCGCCGGACGAUACGAUUUCCUGCCGAUCGCCGCGCCUCGUCGAAGUUCCUGGCCACUGCUGCAAGAUGUGGCUCUGUGAGAAUCCAACAGCUGAUGUUUACGCCACCUGCCACAACAGCACCACAAGCGGCAACUGGACCGCCUGCAGCCGGAGCUGCGGCCUUGGCACCGCCUCGCGGCACACCACCACCCACGCGGGCUGCCAUCAACUGAGCAAUUUGCGGCUCUGCGAGAAUCGCAGGUGCGACAAGGACGACCACGAGGACAAUAAGCGGGGCAGGAGCCAUCCGUUGACGCACAAGCGGAAGCAGCAUCACGCCCACAGCCACUCCCAUAAGCACUAUCAUCACCACAAGGAGCACGAGCAGCCUGCCCACAGGAUACGAAAGGGCCACGAGUGCCGGAGCAUCCAGCGCCUGGGUCCUGCCAGGAUUCGCCUUGGCGAGUGCGUUUCCCGGAAGCUGUAUCGACCGAAACUGUGCGGUAGAUGCCAUCGCGGGGUCAAGUGCUGUGCCCCGGCGGUGUCCACCACGAUACAGGUCGAGCUGUUGUGUCCUUUAAAUGCUGUCGAUCCAAUUAACUACGUACAGCAAUGGAAAGUUGGCAGAAAAAGGCAUCUGAAGGAGCCCCAGGAUGACGAUAAUGUUGAUGAUGAUGAUGAUGGGGCCGAUGAGGAGGAGGAGCUGCUGGAAAAUGCACAGUUAUGGGAUACGGUCGCCUUGGAGCCAAUCGAUCAGGAAUUCCUGCAAUCACAUCAGAUACAAAUCGAGAAUAAAUUCAUUGCCGUAGAAUGGAUACUGAAAUGUGAAUGCAGCACGAAUAAUUGCAACGCGGAUAGCAGCAACAUGAGCAGCAACACCAACGACAAUAUGUCUAACACAAAUAAAUAUGGUUAUUACAAUAACAAAAACAAUAACCAAGGCCGGAACCACGAAAUUAAUGGCGAACCAAAUGAGCUGACCAACAACAAUGGCGGCAACAACAAGGACAACGAAGAGGAUGUGGCCGACAACAGUAACAACAUCGACCACAACGAUGUGGACAACAUGUCCUCGGAACAACAGCCGGAUAUUAUACCCUAUCCGCUGAGCGUGGGCGAAUCCAGUUGGAAGGCCGAAAAACUUCGACAGCAACAUGAACAGCACCAACAUCAACAACAGCAGCAACAUCAACAACAGCAGCAGCAUCAACAGUACUGGCAGCAACUCACAUAGCGUACACAAUUCACACGCUUGAAGUAAAACUCGAUCGGCCGAGGGCAGAGAUAUAGAAGAGUAGAGUUUAAGAUUUGUACAGCAUAGCGAUACUUAAGCCCCAUGGAUGGUUAAGAUUGUAAAGGAAAAUUGGGAUGGCGAUGCAAGUUAUACUUAGGAUUUGAACAUAUCGAGGCAGUAAGUUUAGGUAUGUGAACACGAUAGGGUUAGUACUAAACCAAGGGCAAACAACAGACACAGGCCGAAUAUUACAAAUAUUUUUGCAAGCAUCUAUAUAUAAAACGCAAGAAAAAAAGGAAAAAGGGAAAAGAAUAAGAGAAAGAGAAAUUUUCAGAAAAUCAUUUGAAUGGAAUGCUGCCCAAUAAUAACGUAAAUGGUAAUAGUAAUUUUUAAAGACAUAGAAGUAAAAGGCUUAAGCAAAUGCUAAAUUCGUGUGCAUUCAAGUUAUAACUGUGCUAUAUACUCACAUGUAUUCAGAUCUACACGUAUGCCUAAAACUCUGCUUGAACAAAGAAUUUAGCUGGAUGUAAAUGGACAAAGCCAGGGUAAUCCUGGCCAUAGUUUCGUUAGGCCCCCAACCACACAUAUCCCCCGAAAAUAUCCCGAAACAAGUUCUCAGAUUUAGGUCGUGUGACGAGCGAAGCUUAGCCAUCACCCAUAUCAAUUGUAUCGAUGUAAGUCAACUCUUAGCUAGCGUCAGAGUUAUCCGUGUGCAGGCGAAAUUCAAAUAAAUUAAAUGCGAAAAUAUAA